AUGGUGCCCCGCGGAUCGCUGCGCGCUGCCGGCUCCCUGCUGCUGUGCUGCGCCCUGGCCGCCGCCCGCGCAGCGCCGCGAAGGACGCCCUCGUUCGACGGGCAGGUCGCGGAGAACCGCGCGGCGGGCACGCGUGUGCGCGGGCUGAGCAUCCCCCUAACGCGGCUGGCGCCGGGGCCGUGGUGCGCGCAGGUGCGGGGCAGGCGCUGGCGGCUGCAGCUGCUGGGCGCGGGGCACUCGCACUUCCGCGUGUGGCUGCACGCCCGCACCGCGCGCGUCCUGCUGCGCACGGCCCGCCCGCUGGACCGCGAGGCCCGCGCGCUGUACGCGCUGCGCCUGGCGCUGUGCUGCCGCCGGUGCCUGCCGCGCGCCGCCGCGCCCGCGGAGCUGGCUGCCAUCACCGUCCGCGUACUGGACGACAACGACAACGCGCCGCGCUUCGCGGGGGGCCCGCGCCGCGGCGUCACGCGGCUCCGCGUGGAGGAGACGCUGGCGCUCGGCUCCGCCGUGUGGCAGGCGCACGCCGAGGACGCGGACGCGGGCGCCAACGCGGAGCUGCGCUACUUCGCGCUCCCGCGCAGCGAGCACUUCUUCGUGGUGCCGCGCAGCGGGCGCGUGCUGCUGGUGCGCUCCCUGCUCCACCUGCGAGCGCCCAUCACGCUGCGCCUCUACGCGCGGGACCGCGGCCGGCCGCCGCUGCUCAGCGCCCCGCUGGAGCUCGAGGUGCUGCCGCAGCCCAAGCGUCUCCCGAUCCCCCGCGAUGCCGCCCGACGGCGCCGCCGGUCUGUGCUGGUGCCUCCCCGCGCAGCCGCCCGGCCGCUGUCCCUGUCCGUGCCAGAGGACGCCCGCCCGGGCAUCCGCCUGGCGACGCUGGUCCCGGAGCGCUUCGCUUCUGCCUGGUUCGAGCUGGUGUCGCCGCCCGUCGAGGAGUCGCCGGUGCGUGUGGAGCGGGAGAGCGGAGUGGUAACGCUGAGGGCCGGCCUUGACAGGGAGGCGGUGGCCCACUGGAAGUUCGUCGUCCGCGUCCAGGAGCGUCCAGGUGGUGAAGACAGAUUUGAAGUUGAGAAGGACACUGGCUGGAUUAAAACAACGGGUUUGCCACUGGUGAAGGACAAGGAGUAUUUGCUGACUGUACUAGCAGCAGAUAAACUUGGAAGCAGAGGGUCUCCAGCUUCUGUAUCUGUAAUUGCUGGAUUUCGACCACCCCAGUUCACUAACAUAUCAUACUUUGUUUAUGUUCCUGAAAGUAUGCCACAAGGAAAAUCCUUUCUUACAGUCACUGCUGUGUCGUAUCAGAAGAAAUCCCUGAGCUACAGUUUACUGACUAAUCCCAGUGGUCUGUUCAGUAUUGAUCAGGCAACAGGAGAUAUCAGUUUAACUCAGAGUGUGGAUUAUGAGAGUGACCAACACCAGUACCUUCUUUUGGUCAGAGCACAGGAAAAUGAGCAGUUCAGCAGUGCAGCAGAGGUUUUGGUUGUAAUCACAGAUGUGAAUGAUUGUGCCCCUGAAUUUCAUCAGUCAAUUUACAGCAAGGCUGGUGUUCCUGAAACAGUUACUAUGACAACUGCACUUCUACAAGUGACAGCCACUGACUGCGAUUCAAAAGAGAAUGCCGAAUUGCUAUAUUACACUUUGAGUCAAGACUUCAGCAUUACUUCUCAUGGUACCAUUUUUCCAGCAACACGGUUAGACUAUGAGCGACCUAACCAUCUGUAUGAGUUUAUAAUUAUGGCUGUAGAUAAAGGAGAAGAGCCAAAGACUGGGACAGCGACUGUUAGGAUCCAUGUUUCAAAUGUGAAUGAUGAAGCCCCUGAGUUUUCCCAGGCAAUCUACAGGAGUUUUGUUUCUGAAGAUGCGGUCCCAAACACAUUAGUUGCUACAGUUAAUGCCAUUGACCCUGAUGGAGAUGGUGUGACAUACAGUAUUCUCUCUGGGAAUCAAAAACGAAACUUUGUUAUUGACCCUAAGAAAGGGCUAGUUAGACUUCGUUCAAGUCCAUUUCUGGAGCUGCAAGGAACAUAUGUACUUAAUGUCACAGCUGCUGAUGAUAAUGCCUCUGGAGGUCCCCAUUCUCUUACAAGUACUGCCCAGGUUGUUGUGAAAAUUGAUGAUGUCAACAAUAACAAACCUGUCUUUCAGAAGUGUCAGUAUUACCAGGAACAUGCUUUUGUACUGGAAAACCAGCCUUCAGGGACAGUUGUACUGCAGGUUGAAGCUACUGAUGCUGAUGAAGGAGCCAAUGGUCUAGUGAAAUACGGCUUGGUGCAGAGAGAUGGUGUCCUGCCAGCAUUUAGUGUUCAUCCUGACACAGGUGUUCUGACAACUGUUCAAGUAUUUGAUCGAGAAAAGCAAAGGGAAUAUCCUAUCACUGUGACAGCAACAGAUCAGGCAAUGGAGCCGCUCAUUGGAAUGUGUCAGAUAAAUGUUAUCAUCCUGGACCAAAAUGACAAUGAUCCGAGAUUUGAAAACACCCAUUAUGAAUAUUUCCUAAGAGAAGACACAAGAGUUGGGACCAGCUUUCUUCGUGUUGCAGCCCAUGAUGAUGACUACAGCUCCAAUGCUGCCAUUACAUAUUCAAUAGCAAAUGAAGAACCUAAUUAUUUACAGAUUAAUCCUACUACAGGCUGGGUGUUUGUGAACCAACCCAUAUCUCAGAGGUCAUCUAUAAUUCGAGAGAUUAUUGCUACAGAUGGAGGUAAUAGAAGCAGUAAAGUUGACCUUGCAGUAAUUAUUACCAGUGCAAAAACCCAGCCUCCACAAUGGGAAAGAGACAGCUAUGAAGUUGUUAUUCCAGAGAACACGACACGAGAUGCAUCAAUUUUGACAAUCAAAGCAACUUCUCCCCUUGGUGAUCCCCGUGUGACUUACAACUUAGAAGAGGGACUUGUUCCGGAGACCAACAUGCCAGUUCGUUUCUACUUGACUUCAAAUAGACGUGAUGGUUCUGCAUCAAUCCUGGUAGCUGAGCCACUAGAUUAUGAAACAACAAAGAGCUUUCUGCUGAGAGUUCGAGCACAGACUGUUGCUGCAGUUCCUCUGGCAGCAUUCACUACAAUCUAUAUUAGUGUAACAGAUGUCAAUGAUAAUGUCCCAUUCUUCACUUCACCUGUUUAUGAAGCCUUGGUAACAGAAGGAGCUGAUGUGGGGACAUUUGUUGUUCAGGUGUCAGCUGUCGACCUUGACCUUGGUCAGAAUGGUGAGAUAACUUACUCCAUGUUACAUGACAGUAGCAGAGACUACACAUAUUUUCGCUUGGACUCACAGACAGGCUCAAUAUACACUGCCUCAGUGUUUGACAGAGAGAAGAAAGUGUCCUAUCUUCUAGAAGUCAAGUCAGUAGAUGGCUCUGAGUCAGCUCGACCUGGAAAGCAUGGGAAGCCAAACUCUGACACUGCCUAUGUGUGCAUUUUUAUCAGUGAUGUGAAUGAUAACAAGCCUGUCUUCACUCGAAGUGUCUAUGAAGUAAAUGUGGAUGAAGACCAGGAUGUGGGCUCAACUAUCAUUACAGUCAGUGCUACUGAUGAAGAUGAAGGAACAAAUGCUAAAUUACGGUAUCAGAUCACAUCUGGGAACACAGGAGGAGUCCUUGGUGUAAAAUCAGAAACAGGAGCCAUUUUUAUUGCCCAACCACUGGAUUAUGAAGAAACAAAAAUGUAUGAGAUUCGCAUGUUGGCCUCUGAUGGGAAAUGGGAAGACUAUGCAGUUAUCAUCAUCAAUGUCAUGAAUAAAAAUGAUGAGAUUCCAGUUUUCUCUAUCAGUGAAUACUAUGGAAGUAUAAUUGAGGAACUGGAUGGAUUACCAGUCUUUGUACUUCAGGUUUUGGCAAAUGAUCCUGAUAGUGAUGUGGAUGAAGCAGAUUUGAGAUACUCAUUGCAUGGGCAUGGCGCAGCUGAUGUUUUCACAAUAGAUGAGAGAACGGGUAGCAUUUACUCCAACAAGAUGCUGGAUCGGGAAGAGAGAGCACUGUGGAGAUUUGUUGUAUUGGCUACGGAUGAAGGUGGAGGAGGACUUACAGGAUUUGCUGAUGUAAUUAUUAACGUGUGGGAUAUAAAUGACAAUGCACCCAUGUUCACAUGCAUGCCUGAUGAUUGCAACGGGAAUGUCUUUGAAAAUUCUCCUGCAGAAACAUUAGUCAUGGAAAUGGGUGCUGUUGACUGUGAUGAUCCAAAUGUAGGUCUUAAUGCUGUCCUGACCUACAGGAUAACAGAGAACGUAAGAAAUGAGUUUGGUGCUGACAUGUUUAAUAUCAACGCUGAUACUGGGACUAUCUAUGUAGCGGGGGGAAUGCUAGACAGAGAAAGGACUGAAAAUUAUUUUCUUACUGUUGAAGCCAGAGAUGGAGGAGGUCUAACAGGAACUGGCACUGCCACUGUUUGGAUUGCAGACAUCAAUGAUCACGUACCUAAAUUCAUAAAAAACGUGUGGCAGGCAGUAAUUCCUGAAAACAGUGCCAUCGACUCAGAAGUGGUGCAGGUGUGUGCUACAGAUGCAGAUUUUGGGGAAAAUGCUGGCUUAAUAUUCAGUAUCGUAAGGGGAGACCCAGAUCAGAAGUUUUAUAUUGGGAAUGACAAAGAAUGGCAGUGUGCUGCUAUUCGACUGAAAAAAAAAUUGGAUUUUGAGAAUGCACAUGAAAGGCAGUUUAAUCUUACUAUUGCAGUGGAAGAUCUUGAUUUUUCUAGUAUUGCAGUGUGCCUGAUUGAAGUUGAAGACUCUAAUGACCACAGCCCAAUUUUCCCUUCCCAGUUUAUUCAGACAAGCCCUUUCUUUGAAAACACACCUGUAGGUACUACAGUAACCACAGUAAGAGCUACAGACAAGGAUUCUGGUUUGAAUGGGAACAUUAUAUAUUCUAUACAGUCAGAUUCAGAUCCCAUGAGACAGUUUGCAGUUGACCAGUAUGGUCAUUUGGUUGUGGCAAAUGCACUAGACCAUGAAGUCAUUCAAAAAUACAGUUUAAUUGUCCAAGCUUCAGAUGAAGGGACACCUGCCCGCACUGGAAGCGUUACAGUUCUGAUUAACUUGCUUGAUGUUAAUGACAAUGGACCAAGGUUUGAGGCACCAUAUAUGCCUGUAGCUUGGGAAAAUAUACUGAAGCCUGAAAUAGUGUCAAUGAACCAUACAUCAAAACUGCUGCAUGCGUUUGAUCCAGACAGUGAGGAAAAUGGGCCACCCUUCAUGUUUUCAUUACCCCCAGAUUAUCAGAGUUCUUUGGAUUUUUCUCUUACUGACAACAGAAAUAACACGGCGACUGUAACUGCUUUGAGGUCCUUUGACAGAGAAAAGCAGAAGGUGUUUCAUCUGCCAGUAGUUAUAACAGAUAGUGGGAUUCCAGCUAUGAGCUCUACAAACACCCUAACUAUAACAAUUGGUGAUGAAAAUGACAACUGCCAUGAAUCUGGCCAUAAGGAAGUCUAUGUGUACAGUUACAAAGGAAAAUGGUCAACAGCAGUGCUUGGGGAAGUGUUUGCACCAGAUCAAGAUGACUGGGACAAUAAAACAUUUCUCUCUGAAGGAAAAAUGCUGAAGUCUUUCAGAUUAAAUCAGAAGACUGGUUCUUUGAUGAUGGUGGAUAACACUCCUCAAGGAAUGUACAACUUAAAAGUUAGGGUUUCUGAUGGAGUUUGUCCUGAUGUUAUAUCUACAGUACAAAUCCAUGUUGAAGAGCUGGAAAAUGAAGCUAUACAAAACUCAGCCGCUGUGCAUCUGUCAGAUAUCACAGCAGAGGAGUUCAUAAGGAGAGAUAAACAUGGCAAAACGAAACAUGGCAAGUUCAAGGAAUUACUAGCAAAGAUUUUACUCACUAAGUCCAGUGAUGUCAUGGUCUUCAGUGUGACGAACAUUGAUGGAAAACAGAUAGAUGUAAGAUUUGCAGUCCGUGAUGGCUCAUCAUAUUACAGACCUGAGAAACUUCAUGCGGAGAUGGAGGCAUUUAAAAAUGAGGUCCAGUCAGCUUUACAGCUGAGCAUUUCACAGAUCGAAGUAGAUGAAUGUAGGAGAGCAAACUGCAGCGAGGGCAGUGGCUGCAAAAACUACCUUGCUGUGAGUGACAUCCCAACAGUGGUGGAUACGGGAAGUGUGUCGUUUGUGUCAGUAACAACCACCACCAGUGCAGUCUGCACCUGCUCAGCUCGGGACCGAGUUCAUCACUCAUGUUCCUCCUACCCUCAAAGCCCUUGCCUCAAUGGUGGGGUGUGUAUUGACACUUUGAAUGGUUACAGAUGUCUUUGUCCUGCCUCAUUUCACGGACCAGACUGCCAGCAGACAAAGCACAGUUUCCAUGGAAAUGGUUAUGCAUGGUUUCAUCCCAUCAGGCCUUGUUUUGAAAGCUCACUCUCUCUUGAGUUUAUUACUGUGGUUCCAGAUGGACUUUUACUGUAUAGCGGUCCUUUAUCAAAUCCAGAACCUGCGAGUACAGAAAACUUCAUUGCAAUAGAGCUCUCCGGUGGCAUUCCUGUGCUGAAGAUGAGCCAUGGCUCAGGUUUUGUGAUGCUGCAGUUUCCAAGUCACCUGAAUGUAGCAGACAAAAAGUGGCAUCAACUGGAAGUCAGAACUAGCGGUCAGAAUGUUCGAUUCAUUUUGGAUCAGUGCAGUGCAGCUCUUGUUUCGGAGAUUGAAGGGGUAGGCAAAUGGCUUUCCACUGAAGAUCGUACAAACUGUGAAGUCUUUGGGUCUGUUCCACGAAGAGAAAGGUAUUUGCAUGUGAACCACGUUCUACAGCUGGGUGGUGUAAAGGAAUCGUUACCAUAUUCCUACCCACAGCUGCUACACAAACACUUUUCUGGUUGUUUGCGCAAUUUCAUCUUGGAUACUCAGGUAUAUGAUCUUCAGUCUCCUGCAGAGUCCCUGAAUAGCUUCCCUGGCUGCACGCUUACGGAUGGGAGCUGUGAGACCAUGGGGUCUUCUUCCUGUGGUGUUCAUGGGAGGUGUCUUGGAGACUGGGGCUCAUUUGCUUGUCAGUGUUUGCCGGGUUACUAUGGCUAUCAGUGUGAUAAAGUUGCCAAUGAAUAUACAUUUGGGCCCGGAAGUCACAUUCGCUAUCAGCUUCCCAUCAGUGUGCCUGCCCGGAGGACACUGUUUGAAGCCAUGAUUAGGACACGGCAGCCUGAUGGUGUCAUCGCAAGCAUGUUGUCUCGAAAUAAGGAUGAAUACAUCACCCUGCAGGUUGUUCAGGGAUUAUUAGUGGUCUCAUAUAAUCUGGGUGAUGGAGACUAUUCUGUAAGCCUUCCCUCCUACCGCAUUGAUAAUGGUGAAUGGCAUCAUAUCACACUGGAGAGAAAUGAAAAUGAAUUUACUCUUCGCCUUUAUGAAGGAGGUGGAAAGAGAGAAAUUCGGAAAGCAGCAGGAAUGUACAAAGAGAUUGUGAUUGACCCCAGUAGCUUGGUCCUUGGAAACACCCACCUAUUCAAUCAAAACAGGAGUUUUCAAGGAUGUAUGAAGGAUGUCAGAUUUAAUAACUACAGAAUCCCUCUGGACACUCAUGUGAAGGAUCUGGUGUCAGUAUUAAGUGCCCAAGGCAUCAAAGAAGGCUGUUCUUCAGAAGCUUGUAGGAAUAACCCUUGUAACCAGGAAUUUAUUUGUAUUGAUUUGUGGAUGAUGCAUGAAUGCAGUUGCCCUCCAGGAUACAUGAUCAUGGAGAAUGCCACUGGUAGACAAUGUGUCCACACUGCGUGUGCUAAAAGACCCUGUAAAUACGGCACCUGCAUCUCACAGUCACCAGCUGAGUUCCAGUGCCGCUGCCCUGAUGGCUAUACUGGACAUACCUGUGAGGUCACACUGGCCGUCUUUCGCAAGGAUACAGGCCUGAGCUUUAGAUCCAUGUUUGCCAUCUGCAUUUGCUUUUUGGCUCUGUUAGCUCUUCUUGGUGCUGGAUUCUUGUGGGCUCACUGGAAGACUCGCAAAGGUGUGAAGCGAGGAGUUUACCAUGUAUCUGCCCAGCAUGAAGGUUUGGAGGACGAGAAAAUAUCCUCAAUUACAAUGAAGAAGGGGGUGGGGAGCAAGACGAGGCUGCAUGCAACGUGGCAGAGCUGCAGGUGUCUGUUCAAAGCAGUGCUGCCUAUUCCCUCUGCAAGAAGAAAGAACAACCAACAAGGCUGGGCCGUCUCCUCAGUGACGUCCCCAGGCACACAGGAGCAGACCAGGCCCCCUGUGACUGUAGGAGCGUCCUGGACUAGCGCAGACUUCUGUCAGUGCUUGUCAGAUGCUGUCUGAGAUGCCGACUGUCGUCCGCAGGCGGUACCACACCCGCACGCUGCGGGUGUUCUGCAUGGAAGGAGCAGGCUUGGUGGGCAGCAGCCUGAGCUCCCUGAGCUCCUCUGGACUGGAGGAGGACCUUGUGUAUGAUGACAUUAAAGAGUGGGGACUGAAGCGUCUCAAACUGAGUGAACUGUUCUCGCACACAGAUGCAGAAGAGCUGUAGUUUGCCAAGUCAACUGUUUUCAAAGCAAGGGUGAAGGACAGUUUUUCAUGCUCCUGUUAUGUCCUACCCCAGCCUCUUCCCUUUUCUUCCCCUGUUGUGGGAGGUGGUCAGAUUCCCAUUAGCCAGCCACACUUUGCAUCUGAUUGAACAAUAUAGUAGCAGGAGCUAAUUGUGGGAUAUUGUGGGCAUUUGUGUUCAGGGAUAUAAAAUUACUGGAAGGCAAUACUUAUUUACCUACAGGGUUUAACAAAUAGACUUGUCAAGGUAAUAAAGGACUCUGUGAGGUACUAUGUAUGUACACUAAGACGGUGCUCAAAGCAUGAAGAAAGUACACUGUGUGUCCAGUUUUCAGUAGGAGCUUUAUCAGUUGGAGUUAAAAAAGCAUGUCAUCUUCUCAUGGAAAUCAGCUCCAUGUUGUGUUACAGCCAUACCUGUUUUCCUGACUAAGCCUCAGCUGCAGCACUUGCUUACUGAACCCACUGCAGACCAGGGUCUGCAUAUCCAGGUAAAGGAACGAAGCAGCAUGGAUGGUCAUCUUCAGCUUCAGUUACCUUAAUGAAAUUCCUUCAUGCUGUUGUUUAAAUGCAGAAUCUGAAUUUAGGCGCAACACAUCAAUCCACUGCUUGCAGCUAAAUAUUGGUCUGAAUUAAAAGGCCAGGAUUUCUAAGAUACCAGCCCCAAAGAUGUCUAGUUAGUAGCAGACACCACAGUUCACUGUGAUCUCUCAUUCCUAAUGAGCUAUUAAACUGAGCCUAAACUAAGGAGCAGCCUGAACCUUAUCAUUUGCAUGUACAUUCCUGUCCCUUGAUUCUGCUAAACUUCCUUUAACAGAAGCAUUGCAAGAAUUAGGGCUGAGAGGCUGCAGACUAACUGCUCUAAUAGAAGCACUGACCCACUACAGCUGUAGCCAAGUACUGCCUUGGCAGGGAGAGCUGACCGGGGAUUCAGAGGCAUUUUCAGUGAAUUAAAACACAACAUCCCUUGGAUGUGUCAGAAUACCCAGUGUCUUUGGGAUGACUGAAGUCCUGUAUCCAGAAAAGAACUUCACCUGGUGCUAGCACUUCUAAAAUUAAAAUCCUGUGAUAAAACCCUGCCAAAAGUCUAAUAAUCCAAAGAUGGCAACUUUCCAAAGGCUGUUACUGACAGCACAGAGUAACACAGGCCUCCCUCGGAUACAGGUUAGUAGAAAAUCAUCAUCAACUCGGGACAGAGAAACGCAGGGAAAAACUAACACUGUUUGCAGGGGCUGCAAUAUUAUGCUCUAAGUUAUCAGUCCCUUUUUCAGACGGUUUAAUGGCCAGCUGACGUUCUGUAGUUCAUUUUUUAAAUUUGACAAUAGUUGGAAAAGGCCCCACAAGACUAAUUUUUUUUUCCUUUUAAAUUGAGGCCUCUUGUAUAUAUGAAUGGAGUAAAGUACAGCAGGAACACCAUCUUAGGACACAAACACAAGAAGCAGCAUAGAAUAUGUGACUUACAGGCUGAUAAAACGAAUAUAUCAUACAUUAAGAUAACUUGUUUAAAGCAUCAAACUGUAUUGUAAAAGCAAUUAAAACUGCUUUGAUUAAAGUUGCAGAAUAGCUUGUUUUGGGAGGUCUGGCUGUUGUUUUUGUAUUAAAACCCCAUGAACAAACAGGUGGGUGAGUCUGUGGCUGGCUUAAUUUGCACCCUUCCCAGAUGGGAGACAUUCACAUGGUAACCUUGUUCCUGUGUGCGUUUAUGACAUGUUGGAAAACCUUGAGCACACCGUUAACCAGUGGUUACACUGCAGAUGAUGUGGUGUUUCCUUCUGGAAAAGCUAAAUGCCAUUUUCCCCCAACCUGAUAGCUUUGAUUCACAGGCUGUACAUAGUCUGUGAUGUUGAAAUAUUACCAAUACUCCUACCUGUGAGGAAAUACAGGCUAAAAUACCUCUCAGUGUUCACAUGUGAGGUGUGUCAGCCUCUAUAUUUUGUGAACAUAGAAGUCACAAACAGGAUCUGGAAAAUGAAGCAAAUAUGUUACACACAAAACUCUCUUCCUUCCCCAAACAGGAGUAACUUUGCACACCUUAUGCUCUGUCCAUACCUAUGGAUAUGCUGUUGUUUUGGCUGGUUUUAAUCAAUUUUAGCUUGUAAGCUCCUUGGGGCAAA
This is a messenger RNA of Pezoporus flaviventris, 10544 nucleotides long. RefSeq names its product neural-cadherin-like. The record is from RefSeq and is a predicted model, not a curated record. The transcript has 32 exons. Gene Ontology annotation, molecular function: calcium ion binding; cadherin binding. Bases 1 to 8208 code for a protein of 2735 amino acids. Lineage: Eukaryota; Metazoa; Chordata; Aves; Psittaciformes; Psittacidae. Gene Ontology annotation, cellular component: catenin complex; plasma membrane. Gene Ontology annotation, biological process: homophilic cell-cell adhesion.